AUGGCUGCCACCAUUCUGACUGUUGCUAUAAACUUUGAAUGUUUUGUUGGCCACGCUUUGCCCUCAAACGAUCUCACAGCAGCAGACUUUCUGUUGGAAUACAAUCUCGAGCACAAUCUAAAGAUGUUAAAUCUGCACUAUAUUCGUCAUAGAAAUGGCGACAAAAUGGAGCGAAUGAGUUAUACCAAUCGACUGCAAUGCCUGAAUGUCAGGAAAAUAUUAGAGGGGAUACAAAAGGAAUUAAAGAUUCACGGUCAUGAUCAUGAUGUACAUCAGAGUGGUAGUCAUACCCACAUCAAUGGACCACCUCCUCAUCAUAGUAAACCGCACGGGAAGAAAGCCAAGACUGACCAGCAAAUCAAUUCACCACCUAUACACAUAUUCCAAAGUUACAAACCCAACCAUCCAUACCAGCCCAAAAGAGAAACAAAUGUUUUUGAAAAUAACGUUGAUAACAGGAAGGAGACUCAGUACGAUUAUACAGCAGAACGUAUUAACAAAACUGCACAUGUAUAUGAUACAGAGGCAAAAAGGAAAAAGAUAUCAAAAUUCAGUACAAUAAAUUCAAGAAAAACACCAAACAGUGACAGUAAAAGUCCAGGAAUUGGACGGCACGUGACGAAGUUCCUGGAAAAGGGAAACGUUCUGCACGAUAAUGUGCAACCACACAGUGAGCAUACACCUAGCGCCAAAAAUAAUUCGUCUCUAAAUGUUAAUUAUCCUCACAACAGUGACGCUAAUAAGAACUCAUUGGCAUCAACUCACUCUCUACACAAACAUAAUCAAGCUCACCACAAAGACCAUGGACUUUUGCAAUCCUUGAAUGUUACAACGCCCAGGACGUCUAUCGUACAUCACACACCUCACAAUCGACCUCCUAACCAUCACCAAGCGCAUAAUCACCUGCACCCAUCAUCUGUGAUUCAAACGACAACGUCUAUUGACACAUCAAGGACAACUUAUCAUUCAACACGAACUCAACAUUUGACGCCAACUGUGCGACCGCCACAAACUCAUCAACCACGACCAGAUGAACUCCUACAACUUGAUCAUCGUUUAAAAUGCCUGAACAUCGAUGGUAAAAGAUUAAAUUCAAGGCGUCUAUACACAACACAAAGACAACAAAUUGAAAAUUCUUUCGCAACCAUAGCAAUGGCAAUUAUCCAAGGUUAUAGACUGCAAGAUAAUGAUUUGCCCUGCCCGGUAGAGUUUCUGCGGGAUAUUUUUGAUAGAUAUGCGGAGAAGGGCAAGCUGCACUCAUCUGGAGUAAAAAGACUGAUGUCUGCUAAAAAGCCACAUGCACUACAUGAGCGUGACCAUAGUACUCACAAUCACGAUUAUCAUAGCAUUUAUGUGCAUGCCCAUGACCACAGCCCUCAAAUCAACAUAACUUGUGAUAUAAAGAAGCGACGAACUAUGGAAGCUUAUGAUCGCUUUGUAAAUCUCGAAGGUUCAACUUCAAAAGUCAUGCCAUGUUUGAGGAAGAGUGACAUAAGAACUCUGUUCCAUCAUAAAGAGGACAUCACCAUGAAUGCAUUUCUUGAUAUGUGUCCUGUCAUAUUGCACCAGCUGGUCAGUGGUGCGUGCUUAAAUGAGUCAAGUGUUCAACAACAACAACAACCGACAACUACUGAAAAAUACGGAUUGGGAACUCUCUGCGUAUUUAUCAUCAGUCUAUGUUCAUUCGCCGGGGCAGUGUUCGUCAAGUGUGCUCACAAUAUUAACCGAAUGUACGUCAUGGCGGGUCUGAUAGCUCUCUCGGUUGGCUGUCUCCUUGGUGACGCAAUCAUCCAUCUUUUACCUCAUGUCCUUGAGGAAGGUCACCAUUCAGGACACUCUGAAUCUCACGGUGACAGCCUUUACAAGAUGUGUGGAGCGUUGGCUAGCGUGUACUGCUUCUUCCUUUUGGAGUUGUUUUUCAGUCACUCCCAUAGCCCGAAAAAGGCCCCUGACAUGAACAUAGAAAUAUCACGAGAUACACAGUCCUGUAAUUCUGCGACGUCAGACAUUCAGCUGAUCAAUUUAACUAAGAAUAAUCUACGGACAGAGAAUAAAAACCGUCUUUGGCAAAAGGUGUCAACCAACAGCGCAGAUGCCCAGCAGGAAGAGGAAUCGAAAUCACAAAGUUCCGGGUCCCUGAAGUGGAUGGUUCUGAUCGGUGAGGCGGUACACAAUUUUGCAGAUGGCAUGGCUAUUGGUGCAUCGUUCGCAGAUAGUUUGACAGAAGGUUUGUCGACGUCGCUCGCCGUGUUUUGUCAUGAACUUCCGCAUGAAUUAGGAGAUUUUGCUGUUUUGUUGUCGACCGGGAUGUCGAUAAGGAAGGCCCUCAUGUUAAACUUCGUUUCCAGUCUGACAGCAUUCAUCGGUCUAUACAUAGGCCUCACAAUAGGCUCAAACGACGAGGCAAGGUUGUGGACUCUCUCAUUCGGAGCUGGAAUGUUUGUCUACGUAGCACUAACAACACUGAUGCCAGAGCUCGUCGACUAUUUUAAUUGUUAUACAAACUUCAAAAUGUUUCUCUCCCUGAACAUUGGACUACUUCUGGGAUUUGUGUUGAUGCUCCUCUUAGCAAUCUUUGAGAACGAUAUAAGACUGAUGUUGUAA
Ylistrum balloti is the source of this 2604-nucleotide messenger RNA. Its product is annotated as zinc transporter ZIP4-like. Gene Ontology annotation, molecular function: zinc ion transmembrane transporter activity. Bases 1 to 2604 code for a protein of 867 amino acids. The transcript has 12 exons. Gene Ontology annotation, biological process: zinc ion import across plasma membrane; intracellular zinc ion homeostasis. Gene Ontology annotation, cellular component: membrane. The record is from RefSeq and is a predicted model, not a curated record. Lineage: Eukaryota; Metazoa; Mollusca; Bivalvia; Pectinida; Pectinidae.